Arvicola amphibius (Eurasian water vole) is the source of this 1174-nucleotide messenger RNA. It is a transcript of the gene Lum, whose product is annotated as lumican. Bases 100 to 1116 code for a protein of 338 amino acids. NCBI's taxonomy places the organism in Eukaryota, Metazoa, Chordata, Mammalia, Rodentia, Cricetidae. Gene Ontology annotation, molecular function: protein binding. The transcript is spliced from 3 exons. The record is from RefSeq and is a predicted model, not a curated record.
GUUCACAGCAUAUAUUAGUGGAUCCCUGUUCUCAGUGCGUCUGUUUAAGGAAUUAACGGAAGCAGUGUCAAGAGCAAGGAUUCAAAGCACUUCCUGAAUAUGAAUCUAUGUGCAUUUGCUCUCGUCCUGGCAUUAGUCAGUGGUGUCAGUGGCCAAUAUUAUGAUUACGACGCCCCUCUCUUCAUGUACGGGCAAUUAUCACCUAACUGUGCACCAGAAUGUAACUGUCCCCAGAGUUACCCAACUGCCAUGUACUGUGAAAAUCUGAAGCUGAAAAGUGUCCCCAUGGUGCCACCUGGCAUCAAGUACCUUUACCUGGGUAAUAACCAGAUCGACCAUAUUGAUGAAAAGGCGUUUGAGAAUGUAACUGACCUGCAGUGGCUCAUUCUGGACCACAACCUCCUGGAAAACUCCAAGAUAAAAGGAAAAGUGUUCUCUAGGCUGAAACAACUGAAGAAGCUGCAUAUAAACUACAACAACCUGACAGAGUCAGUAGGUCCACUUCCAAAGUCCCUGCAAGACCUGCAGCUCACUAACAAUAAAAUUAGCAAGCUCGGGUCCUUCGAAGGGCUGGCUAACCUGACCUCCAUUCAUCUUCAGUACAACCAGCUCAAAGAAGAUGCUGUGUCAGCCUCUCUGAAAGGCCUGAAAUCACUACUGUACCUCGACUUGAGCUUCAAUCAGAUUGCCAAGAUUCCUAGUGGCCUCCCAGCAUCUCUUCAAACUCUCUACCUAGACAAUAAUAAGAUCAGCGGCAUCCCUGAAGAGUAUUUCAAGCGCUUUACCGCGUUACAGUACCUGCGUUUAUCCCACAAUCAACUGACGGAUAGUGGAGUACCUGGAAACUCAUUUAAUAUAUCAUCCCUUCUCGAACUAGAUCUCUCUUAUAAUAAGCUUAAAAGCAUCCCAAAUGUUAAUGAAAACCUUGAAAACUAUUACCUGGAGGUCAAUGAACUCGAAAAGUUUGAUGUCAAGAGUUUCUGCAAGAUACUGGGACCGCUAUCUUACUCCAAGAUCAAGCAUUUGCGCUUGGAUGGCAAUCCCCUCACCCAAAGCAGUCUGCCCCCUGACAUGUAUGAGUGUCUACGUGCAGCAAAUGAAAUCAACAUAAAUUAACAUCUUCUCAUUACCGUACAUGGAAGUAUGUUCUGGAGCAAUACUUCAUGUUUAGCUA